AAAGUGUUUUAUAUUGGUGCAAAUAAAUAUGUUAACAUUUUUCUCUCAGUGUACAUUCUCUGAGAAAAAACAAUUGAAAAUUUAUUUAUGAGAUAUGAGGCUUAUUUCUGCGGAAUGCAGUUUAUUUCUGUAAAUAAACUUUCUAUUUCAGAAAUAAAUUCUCGAGUGAUGCGAUUUUUUUCUCAGUGCACGAAGAACGAUCUCGAUGCUGUCUCAACAAUCUCAAAUAUUUGAGAUCUCUAUAUAAUAUGUUUUGUUCGAGACGGUGAUAUGUCUUUCCGGAAAUGACGGAGUCAUUUGAAAAAUUCUUUUCAAAGACAUCAGCAUGCCUAACGCAUAAGGCGUGCACGGCCUUUUGCGGACUCGUGGACGAAUAAAGCCGCGAAAGCGGUGGCACGCGUGUACGCGUAUAUUUGAGCUUAUUAGAUAAACGAGGAAUGUACGCGAUUUAAACGACUCGGUUAAUCCUCGCGCAUCUGCGCCUGUUACGACGCGCGUAUGUAAAUUUCGCGUUUCCAUCUCCCGCUUGAAUUAACUUCAUACGUAGUAGCAUGAGUCGCGUUAAUGGCUGCGGCCAUUGGCAGUCUUCUCGGAAUGGUUGUCGAGCCAUAAGAAACGGUCCGUCGUGAGCUAUUCUCUUAUCAAUGAUUUCUUAUCAGAUGAUUCAUUAUUUCGAAUUCCGGUCAGAACGAACACGGUUAGUUCGAGUCGUCGGCCGGUCGCUUCACGACUCUGUUUCGAUCUACUGCCUGAAGGCAGACAGAAGUGUUCCCUCGUCUCGGCGCUUGCUUGCUGUUCCAGCAAUCUGUUUUACUAACAGUCGAUCAGCUCCGCCCGAAGUCAGUCUUAUCAACCCGAAUAAUUCAAUGUCGUGUCGACACGUGUCCAUCGCUCUUACUGGAACAGUGAAAUCGCUCUUUACGGAAACGCGCUAUCUUACUGCCCACGGCUGCAUAACAUGGAGUGAAGUGGAGUGUCGUGUCGUGCCUGUAUCCCAUAUUCGUGGCCUCGUUAAUUCUUUAUAUUCGUAAAAAUACUUCAUGCCACUCCUUAUCGCGCUUUUUAAUAACACGUUUCCCUGAUUUAUUUUAUCAUUCCUGACAAGCGCGCAAAAUAAACGUGCCUCUGCGCGUAAGGGAGAGUCGAAACUACUCGUUAUACCUCGUAAAAAUUUCUUAUAAUUAAUCUAACAAAUCAGGUCGCAAAAGUAUCUUUGAAAACUGAAAGUUCAUAAAAUGCACAAAAUUAGUUCUUACAAUUCGAAGUUACAAUUUAUCUUUCUACGUUAACAAGAAUUCUCUCAAAACUGUAUUUGUAACAACCAACCUCAUAUGCUUUGAUAGCAUAUUUUAUAGCUAGGAUUAUACGUAAGAAAGUACGAGUGUAAGAAAGAUAUGUUUCAAGCAGUCAGCGUGACUGAAAGUUCUUGCUUUUGAAGUUUCUGAAGAGACACCUGGAAUUCCAAUGAACUGAUGUGAGGGAACGAUGAUUAAGAUUAUCUUUAGUCCAUUUCUCGACAGUGAUAUUAAAAGCAUAUUAUCUCAGGGAAUACGGUCAGAAGCAUUUAUUGACACAUUAUCGCGGUGUUCUCACGAUUCAUGUUGUAUUUUUUCCCCUCACAGCGUUGUCGUUGUAGAGGUAGGUCGUGUAUAACAACCCGAUCCCGUGUAACAACUAAGCCCGCUCUCCCCCUGAAACACGAAGAAAUCUUCGGCGUAAUCGUCAGCGACGAGUGUUAGGUCGACGCUAUCGCUUAACUCAGCAUCUACUGCUGAUAACGACGUAACAAGUCGAGCUGGCCAGGCGAACGCUUAUCACCGCCCGAGAAACUGAACGCACCCAGUCUCUCUCGGCCGGCACGGUCGUCGCUCUGCUCGUCCUCUCGCACUCAUCCGUUUCCUCUUUUUUUUCCGGAGCGAAAUUGCGGUGUAUUCUCGUCGCGGUAGGCAGACAGAAAGAGAGCGGAUGCAGUCGCGGCGAGAAUAAUGAGUCUUCGUGUGUCGUUUCGAAACUAAAUCCCCCGAGCAGAGUUGUCAUCGACCGAUCGGGCUACUGAAUCGAUGUUGAGGACUUGUCAGCGCUCAGUCCGUUACCAACGAACAAUCGUCGCGCGACGCGACCGAGGAGAAACUGAAGAGCAGCUACUGGCGGUCCUUGUCUUCGUGGCUACGUGAAAGAGAGAGAGAGAGAGAGAAAGAGAGAGAGGUAAAGAAAACAGGACUGAAAGAAAGAGCGAACGCGAAAUACCUCGACCAUGGACGAUCAAGAGAGCCCGUUCGUGCGGUCGCAGGCCAGCAGGAGCCUGAUCCGGCCGCAACCUGGUGGACGAAAAUUCCUGCUUUCCCCGGCUGAAAGGGCGCGCCAGUUAGCGGCGAGUCAGCAACAGACGCCGGAAAUGAAGAGCCCAGGUACUCCGAAGCGAUUGUCGGCGGCGCACAUGCCUUUGGAGAGUCUGAAGCAGUGGGAACUGGUGGAGGACGAUAAGGGUCUGCAGGUGGUUGAGAAACGAGCUGGCGCGCCUCUGAGUCCCAUCAGGCCGAAGGAGACAAUCGCGGGGUCGUUAUACAAUAAUACUCCCGUUUCCGUAAGUCAGUUUAACGAGAAGAGCGCGAUGGGCGCCAGUGUGGUGAAAAAGCUGAGGAUGUUCAACUCGAAGAACGUCCAACCGAUCGGACUUAUGCUCGAGCAACAGCAGAGGGAACAGCCACCGCCCACGACGACGGAACUGAAGACGCCACUCAGUCUCGAUCUGAUCCUGAAGCAGCGCACCAGCUCGAUCGCCGAGAGCACCGAUAUGCUGCAACGGCUGGAGCAGCAGGUCAUGGCUAUCGAGCUAGGCACGAUCGCCGGGAGGACGCGUCAGUUGGAGAACAGCUCCGAUUUCGAGCCGGAAGUGCAGCUGAGGUACAGAGAGCACGAGGACCUGCUGCGGAACGUGACCGACGACGAGGCCGAGGGGGUCUCGUCGCUGCAUCGCGGGGACGCGACGCGGAAUUCCACCGGGAACACCGGCAUCGCGCCGAAGAAGCCCACCGUUAAGUUGUCCAGGACCGCUUCGGACACGCGGCGAGAAGUGGAGAUGCCCCUCCGGGGUCAGUCCAGGAUGCAGCAAGCUCGCACGUUCGUUCGUCGCCCGCAAGUUUGCACGCCGAUCGUCACCAAGAAGGAUCAUCAGCGUUAUCAUCAUCUGCAGCAGCAACAACAGCAGCAACAGCAACAGCAACAACAGCAGAACAACUCGGCGACCAUUCCUCUCAGGCCGUUGUCGGACAUCAUGCAGAAGGGUGUUCCGAAUGACAAGGAGACGGGGGAUGGCGUAGGGGUGUCGAGUAGCGGGAGUCGGCUCUCGUCGAGGAGCCGGACCUCCGAGGAACCUCAUAUCGGCAAGUACAAAUUACUGAAAACCAUUGGCAAAGGAAACUUUGCCAAGGUGAAACUUGCUAAACAUGUGCCCACGGGAAAGGAGGUAGCCAUCAAGAUCAUCGAUAAGACUCAGCUGAAUCCCGGUAGCCUUCAAAAGCUGUUCCGUGAAGUCAGGAUAAUGAAGAUGCUCGACCAUCCGAACAUAGUCAAAUUGUUCCAAGUAAUCGAGACUGAGAAGACACUGUACCUGGUAAUGGAAUAUGCCAGCGGCGGAGAGGUCUUCGACUACCUGGUCUUGCAUGGACGAAUGAAGGAGAAGGAGGCGAGAGCGAAGUUCAGGCAGAUCGUUUCUGCUGUGCAAUACUGCCAUCAAAAGAAGAUCAUCCACAGGGACUUAAAAGCCGAGAACUUGUUGCUCGACAGUGAAAUGAAUAUCAAGAUCGCCGAUUUCGGUUUUAGCAAUGAAUUUACGCCCGGUAACAAAUUAGACACCUUCUGCGGAUCGCCACCUUACGCCGCGCCGGAACUCUUUCAAGGAAAGAAGUACGACGGCCCGGAAGUGGAUGUAUGGUCGUUGGGUGUAAUCCUGUACACUUUGGUAUCCGGCUCACUGCCUUUCGAUGGUUCGACGUUGAGAGAAUUGAGGGAAAGAGUGUUAAGAGGGAAAUAUAGGAUCCCGUUUUAUAUGUCCACCGACUGUGAAAAUCUUCUCAAAAAAUUCUUGGUGCUCAACCCGACGAAGAGAGCCUCACUAGAGAACAUAAUGAAAGACAAAUGGAUGAAUAUGGGAUAUGAGGAUGACGAAUUAAAGCCGUACUUAGAACCUGAACCUGAUUAUAGAGAUCACAAGAGGAUAGGUGAGUCUACCAAGGCCCUAGCCAGUCUGGGAUACACUCGAAGCGAAAUAGAAGACUCCUUAGGACAAGCCAAGUAUGACGAUGUAUUCGCCACGUAUCUGCUCCUAGGCAGGAAAACGACAGAUCCCGAAAGCGAUGGGUCACGGUCGGGUAGUUCGCUGUCGCUGCGUAACAUUCCACCUCAAGUCGGCUCAGGUGGUGGAGGAGGAAGCAGCGGAGGAACAGGCGGUGCAGUACAAAGCCCAUCGCAUAGAGGUGUUCACAGAAGUAUUUCUGCUAGCAACCCAAAACCCAGUAGACGGGCCUCGUCCGGUGGUGAGACUCUUCGAGGCGCACCCAGUCCGGGUAAUGCAACGAAUCACAAUCACGCGACCGCGGCAACUGGCAGCACCGUGACUGGAAGCGGCGGUAGUAAUUUUAAACGGCAAAACACCGUGGACGCAGCCACAAUCAAGGAAAAUAGCGCUCGUGUCUCAGCAAGCAGACCAUCCGCACCUAAGAACAGUCCCGGACAAUUAGAUACUAUGACGAUGUUCAUUCUAGGCGUGGGUACAAGUCCUGGUGGUAAAGCAAGGGUAGGCAAGAGCAACACUAUGAACGCAGGGGUAGGUGGUGGUCGGCCUCUCACCUCACCUGCUCCUGGUUCUGUUGGUCGACGUAGUACCAUCUCCUAUGAUCAAGCGAAAACGUCAUCUUCAUCCACUGAAAGAACCAACGAAGUACCCAGUCUGGGCGAGGGCACUAGAUCAACGCGGGGUCACACGAAGUCUGCGAGCAUCAGCGCAGGUCACCGUUCCUCAAGUGGCGUACCCCCCAGCGACCAUUCACUACUGGACCCUCAACCACGCAACAACUCCUUACUCGCCACUGCUGACCCCCUUAGGCAGAGCUUGGGUGUAUCCGCAAGCAAUAGACUGCCCACAGCCACUACACCAGCAUUUCCACGGAAUGUUCCGAGUCGCAGUACGUUCCAUUCUGGCCAAAACCGAGCACAGCGAAAUCACACUCAGGGUCACACGCAAACGCAGGACACGAAUGCAAUUAGCCCUCUAGCGAGGCCGUCCUUCUUCUCGAAAUUAUCCUCGAAGUUCUCCAAACGCCCCAUGGACCCAUCCGUACCCCCCAAGCACCCAGUAGUGAGCGGAGCUACCACUAACGACGAACAGGUUAAACCACGCAGUCUACGCUUCACAUGGAGUAUGAAGACUACCAGUAGUCGAGACCCUAACGAAAUUAUGUCUGAGAUCCGAAAGGUCCUGGAUGCCAAUAAGUGCCAGUAUGAGCAACGCGAGCGAUUCCUCUUGCUCUGCGCGCACGGCGAGGCAGCGACGGACAGCCAAGUGCAGUGGGAGAUCGAGGUGUGCAAGCUGCCGCGGCUCUCCCUGAACGGAGUGCGGUUCAAGCGUAUCUCCGGCACAUCGAUCGGUUUCAAAAAUAUCGCCAGCAAGAUCGCGAACGAGCUCAAGCUGUGACUGUCGGCCACAGGCGCCCUAGCCGCCCGCGCCAAUCCAUAACGACCUCGUGAGCGCAGCCACCAAGUGGCGGUCACCGAGGAGUUUUACUAUUGUUUCUUCUGGGACUCCGACUCCGAAUCUGAUACCCGAGAGAUAUUCGUUUAACGAUUCCUCCGUCCCAGUCGACGAGCGUCGUCGUCAGGUGAGAAUGAGAGGGAGAGAACGAGAACGAGAGAACGAUAGAGAGAAAGAACGAACGAAAGAGAGAGAGAAAGAAGCGAGCGAGAGAGAAAAAGGAGAGACAGAAAAAAGAAAGACGCGUGCCCUCACCAUCUCCUCUGCGUUGGAGGUACCGCUGUAACAAUUCUUUGAGGAAAGUCCGAAACUGUGAUCUGUGACGGCUAAUACGUAUUCAAAUACUCCCGAGUGCCAAAAUGGAGAACUAGGUCGGGUCCUCGUAACGCCUCGAGAGAGAGAACGAAAAAGUGCGAGAGAGAGAGAGAGAGAAAGUGCGAAAGCGUGUGUAUGAGAGAGAGAGAAAGAGAAACGGACCAGCUUACUUACCGACUGUACGAAAAAGCUGGAUUUAGACACGAUAAUCUACGUCUAUUAGUUUCAAAUUUUUGUUGUUGAUAAACGGGGAAACGUGCGAAAGUAAUAACGCUUCAUCAAAUCGUUGACCCACCCUUCCCACCCGCUCGAUUUUUGAGCAGUCUAGACCUUUUAAUCGCGAACUACUCGCUUCGUUUUCUGAACAGUAUUAUCUGUCUUAUGUAUUCUUGAUGUUGAAGUUGUCUGCACUCGAAUCAGUAUGUCUUCGGAACGCGCUUUUAUCGCAUGCGCUGUGUGUUGCUCCAUCGUAAAACGCUGAAAUUACAAGGGGUACACACGCCGUCGAAAUAGCUGUAAUAUUCUUUUUCCACUAGCAUCAAUCGAAAAGUGUUAAAGCUAUUUCGACGGGAUGUGUACAAGUUGGAAUGAAAUUCAAAUUGGAAACGUCAAAUGUGCCUAAUGAAGCAUCAUUCAUGUCGUUCACCUUUCUCACGGGAAAAGUGUUCCUUAUACAGUAAACUAACGCGAUCAUUUUACCAUCUUACGAGAGGUAGAGGAAUGUGACAGCUCAUCUGCAACGUCAAGACAUUACUCUGUAACUUCCCGUUUCCUCUGAUCUUACGUUUUAUACGUGAAACCUUACAACAGGCAGGUUUUGUCUCUGAAAAAGAGUUCAACGUAUUUCGCAAAACCCGUCGAGAGAAAGAAAGAGAGAGAGUGUGUGUGUGUGUGAGAGCGAGCGAGAGAGAAAGGGGGAUACGUAGCGUUCUGUCGAUUAAGAAUCUACCUUCAUUCAUCGACACGUUAGCCGGAAGUAAUGAAUUGAACUAUUUUAAUGUUGCACGAGUGUGCAGCCGCUUACUUCUUUUCGAACAUUUUUACGAUACUUUACUUUUCUUUUUUAUCUGUAGUAUAAGUUUGAAAAUACACAUGCACUAUAGACAUUAGCCAAUUAAUUAAAACAUAAUAAUUAUUGUUAAUAUAAUAUUUUUAUUUCUAUCAUAGACGAGAAACAAGUAAUAUAGUACGCGAUGUUAUAUGAAGGUAGAAACAGAGGAGUUAAUUAACAUAAUUUAGGGAUACCAUCGAGUUAUUACUCGCGUUUCAUGUGAAUAAUACACACAAGUACUUCAUUCACACAGAGAGUUGGAAUUACAAUCUAAACUACAUUCAGUAAUAACGAGAUCUGUUAUUUCUACAAAGGAGAUAAACGAUAAUGUUAAAUUUAAGUAUUGUAAUUGGCUAUACUGUACUACUUAAUCUUUUCAUUCGCAGAGGUAUUCGCAGUUUCGAGUGACGUAAAAUUAGGGAUUUUACCGUAAACACGUAGAGGCGAAGUAGAGAGAGACUUGGUGUGUAUAUAAAUAUUAUAUUACGAAGGUACUAAAUUAAUAAGGCGAGAUACGAGAGAGCAGGAGAGAGAGCCUCACACACCAAGAUCAUAAAUACACUUCGGAACUCAAGUAUCAACAAACUUUUUAUAUUUGCCUAAGAUUAAUGAAGUAUGUUACUAAAUAGGCAAUGACUAAUUUAUUUACAUACUAUAAACUCAAUGAUUUUUCACAUUUCUAACACUUGCUACACUGAACUACAGAGUAACUUCAGCGCACGACACCGUGUACGAUCCGUGUACAUCGUGUUGCGAAUCGUGAAACGACUGAUAGCAACUAAGUAUCGGCGCCAAUUGUCUGUAUCGAACAUCUUGACGAAAAAAAAUCUAAGUGCUAAUGAUUAACGCGCAGAGCACUGGCAUCGGGACUUAUCUUCUUUACGUAUAUCACCAUACAGUUUCGUGUCGUGUCGGAUUACUCCAUGAACCAAUAAGCAAGAUAAUGUAAUAUAAUGAUAGAGUAAUAAUGUUACCGAUUUACAAGACGAGAGUCGAGAGUUAAAAUGCAACAUUAUUCACGCCCCUCGAGAAAGAGAAGCCCAAUCACUGUUAUAUAGGGAAUUAUAGUGCGGAGAAGAUAUAUAACGACCGAGAGUUUCUUUUCUCCAUCUGUUCCUGCAUCAGAGAUCAGAGUUAGUAUAUCGAGUACAAUAUUGAACGUCGUUAUCGCCAUCGUGUAAAAAAACAGAAUAUGAGAAGGAGAAGGAUGAGAAAAAAAACAGGUAAAAGGAAGCAGAUUGUAAUUCGGAAGCGGUCGUUGUAACAAAAUGACUCUAGAGUUACACACCAUAAUAGCGAUUAUUAUUAAUGUUAACGUAAGGUCCCUGAAAUAGCGUUAAAUAAUGGUAUAUCCCCGGCAUAUAGGCGAAUUAAUUAUACACCAUAAUCUAUACAUAAACCCACCCCUACGCUCGCUUGCUUUACGAAAUAAAUGUAUAAAUUAAUGAUCGCGAGAUGCUUAAACGGAAGGAGACGUGAAAAUUUUAAGAAGACAUUCGUGAUUUUAACGUGGGGAGAAAAACUUAUCAAGACAAUUAGUGAAGAGAGAAAGAGAGAGAGAGAGAGAGCCACAGCCGCAUGGGCGACAUUGUAGAUCCAGUUCGACGUGAACGUCGAUCGUGGAGCUUUUGUGAUUUUUUUUGUAUGUAAAUGCCGUGAAACAUUUCUCUCGCGUGUGUCGCCCGUACAACUGUGCACUACUCAACACGCACAUACACGUACUCGCAACACAUUUCACACAAGAUACAUAUACAUAUAUGCAUAAACACGAAACAGCAUAAAAAAAAACACGGCACACACAUGUCAAUCUCUGUAGAUAGAUACAUACAUACAGCUUUGCUAAGUGUUUUCUGGUGAUCGGUAUCUAGCCAAAAUGUAGCAAAACGUUUAUAAUAAAAUGGUAACACGCAUUGUUCCCCGAUUCACA
Odontomachus brunneus is the source of this 9042-nucleotide messenger RNA. Its product is annotated as serine/threonine-protein kinase MARK2-like. Gene Ontology annotation, molecular function: protein serine/threonine kinase activity; ATP binding; tau-protein kinase activity. The coding region runs from base 2255 to 5692 and encodes 1145 amino acids. Gene Ontology annotation, biological process: microtubule cytoskeleton organization; intracellular signal transduction; protein phosphorylation. The transcript is spliced from 17 exons. The record is from RefSeq and is a predicted model, not a curated record. Lineage: Eukaryota; Metazoa; Arthropoda; Insecta; Hymenoptera; Formicidae. Gene Ontology annotation, cellular component: cytoplasm.